AUGGCUUCCAACAGUGCGAUAAUAGAACUUAUUGACGGCGACCCGAAUGGUGUCCAAGUGGUGUCGGUCAGACCAAAAAAACCGAUAGAAGUGGUGGACCCGACUCCUCGAUGGGCGGCAUCAUUUGUGUUGAUCGCACAACGCAUACGCACGGCUCUGGGCGACCGUGCUCUCGCGAUAGAACACAGUGGUUCGACCAGCAUACCAAUCGCCGCGAAGGACGUUAUCGACGUCGAUCUCGUGGUGGCUGACCCUGCCGAUGAAGCGUCAUACGCGAAGGCACUUGAGGACGCUGGCUUCCAGUUCCUUCUCCGCGAACCUGGUUGGUAUGAACAUCGCCUCUUCGGCCUUGGUGACCCAUACGCCAAUAUUCACGUCUUUGGGCCGAAUAGUGCUGAGCUUGCACGGCACCGCAUUUUCAAGAAGUGGAUAGCGGAGAACGAAAGUGACAGACUGGUCUACGUGAAAGCCAAGCGGGCCGCCGCAGAGGCAGGCCGGGAGACAGGCGAUACGGUGACUCAGUACAAUAAGAGAAAAGACCCAGUCGUCAAGGAGAUUCUCAAACGCGCUUUUGCGGCGCAAGGCCUUUUAUGA
Messenger RNA from Neoarthrinium moseri, 594 nucleotides. RefSeq lists its product as uncharacterized. NCBI's taxonomy places the organism in Eukaryota, Fungi, Ascomycota, Sordariomycetes, Amphisphaeriales, Apiosporaceae. The record is from RefSeq and is a predicted model, not a curated record. Bases 1 to 594 code for a protein of 197 amino acids. The transcript has a single exon.